AGUUCUUUUAUUCGGCAAAUGACUUCUACCACUAGGGCUGAGGCAAUCUAACCUUCAAAACAGGGACCCCCCAGAAAAUGCUAUUCCUACAUAGUUAGGAAUUAGUUUAAAACAACAGCAUAACGAGAAGAAAAGAAGCUUUGAGUGUGAACAUUUUAAUGGCUUCUUUUUAUGUGUUCUCCUAAGUGAUUUCAUGCACGUGUUUGAAAUAAUUUGGCUAAGAUAUUCCACCCCUCCUUUCUGUGAGGGAUUGGUAUGCCCCAGGGACAGAUGUCUUCAGAUCUUUUAACAUUUGGGAUGUCGCUAAUGCCCAAGUUAAAUGAAAUACCUAGUGGGGGUUGGAGGGAAAUUUAGCAAAAGCACCAAGAACAUGGAAGCUGCAGCAGCAGCACAACUCUCAUGCCUUCCAGGAAGUUAAUGGAGAAGCUCAAAGAGAACCACUUCCUCCUUAAAAGAGUGAGGCAGUACUGGGAAGAGAGAAGGAAGGGACUGGAAACGUGAACAAAAACUGCAUGCAGUUGCAGUAACUUGGAUAUUAGGAACAAACCUCCCCGAUCUUCCUCUCAGUAGCAAGUACUUGGAAGCAAAGCCCACUAAAGCAGAAGACGUUACAGCAUUUUCCAGGCGUGAUCAUACUGUCUCUCUCCACAUCCUGAGUUUGACCAUGAAGAGUAAGAAUAAAGAUGAGACCAGCGAUACAGACAGUGGCAUCAUAAUCCAGUCCGGUCCUGAUAGCCCCAUGGCUGCAAUGAAGGAUUUGACACAAGCCAUGAGGAAGCAGCAAAAGGCCCUUGAGGAACGCCUGGAAGCCUGUUUACAGGAACUACGAAGAUUGUGUUUGCGCGAAGCAGAAUUGACAGGAAUGCUGUCUUCAGAGUAUCCCCUGAAGCCAGGAGAGAAACCCCCGAAGGUCCGCCGUCGAAUUGGUGCUGCUUUCAAAUUGGACCAAAAGGCUAUUCUUUCAGGAGCAGAUCCGCUGAGCACAUUAGAGAGAGAUCUGGCUCUGCAGCUGCAGAUUGCUGAAGCUGCUCGGUGUCUUUCCAAAGAAGAAAAUCUUGCCAAGCAGGUUCGAAAACGGCGGAAAAGUGCUGUUUUGAAAGAGGAAAAGAAACUGAAGGAGCUGGAGCAAGCGCUCAGUGACUAUCGCCUGGCAUCCAAACAGCCGUCCCAGCUAAAGACCAUUGCUCCAGCUUUAUUAGAAGGGUUCAGUGCCCCUGAUGAACCUUCCUUGUUGGAUGUGACUGUGAGAGGAGAAGAAGCCCCUGUGGUGAAUCCUCACCUUCCAACAAAAAUUACACCUUGGACACAAAUCCAGUCUCACCACAGUCCUUCAUCGCAGCUUUCCCCUCUUGGCUUUCUAGAAGAUUCAACUCAUUAUCCAGCUGCUGAAGUGGAGUCUUCUCCCAUCCAGAAUAGCCCUUGGAAAGAAACUAGUUUGGACAAGCCCUAUGAGAAGCCCAAGAAGUCGAUGGGGUCCAACAGCACGCUGAGCACAGCAAGCAUAAUGUCCCCACCAGCACUCAGCCCUUCCAUUCACAGGGCAGUUGAGACACAUCUGUGUCACUUAGAUCCUCCUAGGAAGCUGGAAGUAAGAAGACAGGCUGGUUCCAGUGCUCCUCCAACCCCAGAAUUCCCGGGAAGGAGAGGACAGUCUCAGCUGAUAAGGGUAUGUUCCACUCGGGAAAGUUUGGAAUCCCGUGGAAGAAGUGCACUACCCAGGCGACGCCCCACCUACUAUACCGUGACUGUCCCUGAGUUCUGUUUCUCUGCAUCAAACCCCAACCCUGCUCCGAAAGCCAAUUUUCACUCUGCUUCAGAAGAUAGCAGUUCAGAUGUCUCCAGCAUCUCUUACACAACAUCUGCCGGCAGCAGCAGCCCAGACAUUUCCUUUAUGAAGCCGGCAUCUAUAAUGUCCAAGGAGGAGCCAAUGCAGCUGUUCCAUAGCCAGGUCUGCAAGGGACAAGAAGCAGAAUACCACCGUCUGUGUCCUCAGAACCUGCAUUCAGGGCCAGGCUUUUUUCCUGCCACAGAACAUGUGCCCAGUAGCCACCUGACUGCUGGGAGAGAGCUCUGCCGUGGUCGGCCAUCUUUUCUCUCUGGCAACUCAGCUCACUUUGCCUACAAGGAAGAAACGGUGCCAGUUAAAUUCCACAGGUCAGUUGUAUCCCACAGCAGGGUAGUUCGUACGCCAUCCCUGAAGGACUUUGUUCCAGUGGGUCCACGGGUUCUCUCCAAGGCGGCAGUGACAGAAGAGUUAAAAUCCUGGCACGAACGAACCCGGCUGCGCAACGCGCGUCCACAUUCACUGGAUAGGCAAGGAACUUUCCGUGUGCGCAGUAUGCCAGGCAGAGAAUUGCAUUCUCCGUGUUCCUUGGGGCAUACAAUUCAGGUACCUCGUAUCCAUAUCCUCAAACGCUCUCCUGAAGGAGCCCCUGUGCAGGUCUACGUCCCGGAAAAUGGAGAAAUCAUUACUCAGGUUUAGACCCUGGAAGCAUGAGCAGGAUGAUUACCUCUUAGGCCCUUGUCUGGGAGGGGAAGAAGAGGCCUUAAUUCAAGUCUUGACACGUUCUUGCACCUUGUGCUCCUUCUAUUUGGAAGAGAAACUUUGGGACUUGUUCUGCAAGUUACGUGAGACCGUGUUCCUAUGAUGAAUUGAAACAGUGUACUGAUGACAACAGAAUUUAUGUUUCUUGUAUUAUGUGAAAUAUAAAUCAAAGUAAUUAGGGUUUGUCUGCCUAUUUAUUCCCUUAGGUCUGUGCUGGAAACAACUUUAGAGUGUCUAUAGAUUAUGGAAAUGAAAUUAGUGUAGGAUUUUUGUAGUCAGAGCUAUUUCUGACUACAACUUACUUUCUGGUGGAAAUAGAAUGUAUGUGUACCUGCCCAGGUUCCUUCCCAAUUACUGGAUUUGCUUUCUUUGUUCCGAAAGAAAGCUACCCAAUGCAGCCAAUGGUACUUCAUGCUCUGUUCUGUUAUUCUGCCUUUCUUUAGACUAAUGUAAUUCACAAAUCUGUGGACCUGUGUAUGAAUCCUUAUUUUCAGUUUUAAUGGAAUUUUGUAUUAAAAAGAGGUCCAUUUUGAUGGAUGAACUAAAACUUAUCGCUCAACUUUUGUAUGCAAUCCUCAUUAAAUUAUGGAACCGGGGUUGCCUAUAUAGAACAAAUUGCAUGUCACAUAGCUGAUAAUCAUCUAGCACUGAGCCAGACAACCAGCUUUAAUUUUAUUGCAGAAGAGAUUAAUGACUGGUUUAUCGGCUGUAGGAAAACAAGUCGCUAUUUACUGACCUCUUUUGCAAGAAACAAGAUGGUUUACAUAAAGACAUACGCAGAGCCAGCCAGAAACUAGUCUCAUAGAUUCAUACGGUAAUUCAACAAUAAACUCAGCAAUCUUAGAGUUGA
This is a messenger RNA of Pantherophis guttatus, 3395 nucleotides long. RefSeq names its product innate immunity activator (gene INAVA). The record is from RefSeq and is a predicted model, not a curated record. Lineage: Eukaryota; Metazoa; Chordata; Lepidosauria; Squamata; Colubridae. Gene Ontology annotation, biological process: adherens junction maintenance; positive regulation of protein ubiquitination.